Molecule: messenger RNA, 2135 nt
Organism: Nezara viridula (southern green stink bug)
Lineage: Eukaryota; Metazoa; Arthropoda; Insecta; Hemiptera; Pentatomidae
Source: the annotation of a GenBank genome assembly
AUUUGGUUUAUUCGAAAACCUUUUUACACCAGUGUGUAUAUAAAAAUAAAUAAGAAACAUUUAUGUAAAGAUUUAAAGUGUUUUUUAUUAUGUGAUUAUGCUUAAAUCAUAAUUUUGAACAUUCUACAAUGUUGUAUAAAGCAUUACGGAUGUAUAAAUUCAUCGUACAAAGGUAAAGAACCGCAGAGGUGUAUAUUGGGUCAUAGUUUUCAUUAGUCAAUAUGUCAUUUAACAGAAAUUGAGUAUUAACGAUGAAAGUACAAAAAUACAGCACGAUACCGCCUAAGAAAUUAAUUGUAAGUAAACUAAUUGAUACCGUUGUUGCUGGGAACUCAAUCAGUAAACAGCAAAUAGACGAUAGCGUAACUAAAUAAUAUAAAUUGGUCAAUCGGUCUUCCAAUGCUUUAUAAAAAUCAGCAGGAGCUAAAAAUGACAUCAAGGAAGAAACUCCAAGCAUAAACAUUGUUUGUAGAGCAGCAGUCGUACAAAUCCUAGUUCCAAAGAAUGUCAACGGUAGUCCAAGAGCUGAAGAGUGCAAAAACCAGGUAAUAAUUUUGAUUAAGUUGUUUUCUGGGCAAUAAGGUAUGAAUUCUAAUAAUGUCGUUAAUAUGCUCAAUAGAACAAUGAUGCCAAUAAUUACUUCAUAGGGGUAGCAGCUUAUUGUAUCUAAUAAUUUUGAACACGACAGCGCAUAAGCAAAACUGAUAAAGUUCAAUAUGUACGAGGAAAUGAGGUGAAAAUAAGUAAGAACUAAUUUCUGUGUUGAUUCCGUCGACCAGUUUUUAAGUCUGUAUAUGGUGCCUUUCUUCUCCACUCUUAUCCAGAAUAUUAAGCAUGCUAUACUAGCAACAAUGCCAGUGCUUGUUACAAUUUUUCCUGUUCCCCAUAUCAGUGCUUUAGUUGCAUCCAUCUUGUUUAGUAAUUCCUUCUUACAAUUAAUUUAUAAACUUCAAAUUUAGUUAUUUACUACAUAUUUCAUUUAGCACACUGAAUUUUGUUUGGUACUUUUUGUUUGGUAUGAGCGUUGUGUGUGUAGAAUUACCAAAGCAACAUGUGGUGUAUUCAUUUCUUUACAGUUGAUUGGCUUGCUUUAGUUAUAUUUGUUUUUUGAUAGCGCUAUAGGGUUAUCUCCAGUAUUAACCCUCAACAUUCAAAGUGCAUAAUUAGGUUACAAUACAACAGUACCAUUUAUUAGAUUUCACGAAAAAAAUUACUGAACAUGGGAUUCACUAAAGGAGAUGAGGAAAAAGGUAAAAAAGUAUUUCUUCAGAAAUGUUCCCAGUGCCACACUACAGAAAAAGAUGGUAAAAAUAAAGUUGGACCGAAUUUGUUUGGUAUAAUAGGAAGAAAGUCAGGAACAGUUGCAGGGUUUUCAUAUUCCGAUGCCAACAAAAGUAAGGGUGUUACUUGGACUGAAGAAGUAUUGUUUGAAUAUCUCGAGAACCCGAAAAAAUAUAUACCAGGCACCAAAAUGGUUUUUGCCGGUUUGAAAAAACCAGAGGAAAGAAAUGAUGUUAUUACUUACCUGCAGACACUUAAAUAAAUAGUGUGGUUUGUUUCACUAUUGAAUAAAUACUAUUUUGUAUUAUAUUUAAAUUAAAGUUUUACAAUAAUCUUAUUUAUAUAAAAAAUAAAAAUAAAAAAUAAAUUUAGUAUUAUAUAAUUGUUAAAUUAAUAACCUAUAUAAAUUAAUUAGUGCUAUAAAAUUUGUUGAGGUUUCUACAGGAUCUUAAAUUUUAGAGGAGGGCACAUUUUUACGGGGUUAUGAAUUUUUGAAGAGAACCAUAUUUUUUUGAGAUUUCAAUUUGGAGGAACUUUCAAACCAUUUAAGAAGAGGGAAAGCAAAACAUAUAAGUGUAAUUGUAUAAAAUGUAUUUUUUUGUUAUUAUACUUUCUGUUGCACUGUUUCUAAGAACAUGAUGGAAAUAAAAUAUUCUAGAAGGAGUGCUAGGGGCGUAUUUAACUCUAGUAUUAAAUUAAAGGAGAAGCAGGGAAGAAAAGAAAAAAAAAGUUACAAAAUUGAAGAAACACUUAAUUAAUGAAAGAUGAGCAAAAAGCGAAGUGAAACAAUUCUCAAAUAUUUCACAAACUUUUAAAUUUGAUAUGGUCAUCAAUGGAAGGAAAAAUUUUAUUCA